AUGUUGUCAAAGGUGAAUGUCAACUCGCCACUUCUGGACGUGAUCAGAAAUGUCCCAGCCUAUGUGAAGUUCUUCAAGGAGCUGGCGUCUAAGAAGAGGAAGUUUGUUGACAACGAGAAGGUACUUGUGUCCGAGGUUGCCAAUUCCAUCAUGCAACAGCCCUUGCCACCCAAGCAACGAGAUCCAGAUAGAUCAGUUAGGUAUCCUCGUGGGGUCAUUGAGGAUAUCUUAGUUAGAGUGGGUGGUUUAAUCGUGCCUGUCGAUUUUGUUGUGCUUGAAAUAGGAGAAGUGCAUGAGAAUGAUGCUAUUGAUGGCCUCGCCGAGAUGGUUUAUUCGCAGGAACAAGAGAUAGUGGAGGUCUUUGCAGGAUCGGCGGAUAUGGAGGAGUUUGCUCGGGAAGCCGAGGAAAGAGAGAGAGAACGAAGAGACAAACUCCCCAUUGAUGAGCCUGUGGUGCUUGACGAUGCCACGAAGUGCAAAAAGCCCAAAUUGGAACUCAAGGAUCUCCCCAAACACCUCAAAUACGUGUACUUGGAAGAAGGAGAGGAGAAGCCCGUGAUAAUAUCCGCCGAGCUCACGCAUGAGCAAGAAAUGGCGUUGAUGGAAGUGCUAAGGAGCAACAAGUUGGCAUUUGGUUGGGGCCUUGCCGACAUUAGUGGCAUUAGCCCCGCCACAUGCAUGCAUCGGAUUCACCUCGAGGAUGGAGCAACACCUAAGAGGGAUGGUCAACGAAGACUAAACCCCGUCCUCAUGGAGGUAGUACGCAAGGAGAUACUCAAACUAUUAGCGGAAGGGAUCAUUUACCCUAUCGCCGAUAGUGAGUGGGUAAGCCCGGUGCAUGUGGUGCCCAAGAAGGGAGCUAUCACGGUUAUCCUCAAUGACAACAAGGAGUUGGUGCCGACCCGUUCGGUAACGGGUUGGCGUAUGUGUAUUGACUACAGGAAGCUAAAUGCCGUCACAAAAAAUGAUCAUUUUCCUCUUCCUUUCAUUGAUCAAAUGUUGGAUCGUUUAGCUGGUCAUGAUUUUUACUGUUUCCUUGAUGGUUUGUCAGGUUAUUACCAAAUAGCAAUCGCGCCGGAGGACCAGGACAAGACGGCGUUUACCACCCCAUUUGGUACCUUUGCGUGGAAGAGGAUGCCAUUUGGGCUGUGUAUAGAGAGUGGGUUAACUCUUAGUUGGGAAAAGAGUCACUUCAUGGUGACUAGUGGCAUCGUUCUUGGCCACGUUGUGUCAAAAGAUGGUAUAGAGGUUGAUAGGGCUAAGGUGAAGGUGAUUGAAAAAUUACCCCCGCCAAUUGAUGUGAAAGGAAUAAGGAGUUUCCUAGGUCAUGCCGGGUUUUACCGGCGUUUCAUUAAGGAUUUCUCUAAGAUUACCCAACCUUUAUGUCGUCUGCUUGCUCAAGAUGUGAAUUUUGAUUUUGAUGGAACUUGCAUGCAUGCUUUUGAAUUGCUGAAGCUAAGUUGA
Salvia miltiorrhiza (redroot sage) is the source of this 1464-nucleotide messenger RNA. RefSeq lists its product as uncharacterized. The transcript is spliced from 4 exons. Bases 1 to 1464 code for a protein of 487 amino acids. The record is from RefSeq and is a predicted model, not a curated record. NCBI's taxonomy places the organism in Eukaryota, Viridiplantae, Streptophyta, Magnoliopsida, Lamiales, Lamiaceae.